UGAAUUCCACCACUAAUAUCCCACUUACCUUGCUCCAACUACACUAGAAAAUGACUCAAAAAAAAAAACUUUUGGCAAAUUAAAGAAGAGUCUCAAAUAUUAGGGCUCUGUUCUUAAAUGCUGCUUCAGAUGUCUGAUCAAACCUCAUUCAAUGUUAAUUUAGGCUAUGCAUUAAAUGCUCUAUCAAUUCUUGAAAUUAGGUGGGUCUCCCCCACUCCACAUUUCUACACAUAAUGAUAAUGGGCAUAACCCCUUCCCAAGGAAAGCUAAAAGAAUUGAUCUUUUCUUGUUAAUCUUGUGGUAGGCCCCCCAUCUCCAAACUUGGCACUCGGAUAACCCUUGAAACACCAUUUGAUUUAAGAUUUUUGCUUGGAAAAGAAAGAAAGAGCGGCGUAGUUAGAAAUUUCACAAAUAUAAAUUGGAAAUAUACAGUACAUAAGUGGGUGUCUAUAUAAGUGGUGGGAUUGCAGGUAGGUGAAAAAUUGAAUUUAGUAUAAACUACUAGUCUCUCUUUCUUGAGUGGAGUGUUUGAAUCUUGAUAAAGAAGAUGAAUUAUCUUGGUGUGGGUGUGAGUCCUGGCAAUGUUCCGGUGUACCACGGCAGCAAUCUGAGGGUGUUGGACAGAAGAGUGAGGAUUGCAGAGCUGAUUUUGAGGUGUCUGAUCUGCGCUUUGGCCCUCGUUUCUGCUGUUCUAAUAGCGACUGACACUCAGGUUAAGGAAUUCUUCACUAUUCGGAAAAGGGCCAAAUUCACAGACAUGAAAGCACUCGUUUUCUUGGUUGUAGCCAAUGGGAUUGCGGCUGCCUACUCUCUCUUCCAAGUUGUGAGGUGUGGUGUGAGUAUGCUUAGAGGGACUGUGCUCUUCAACAAGCCCUUGGCUUGGGCCAUUUUCUCUGGGGAUCAGGUGUUGGCGUACUUGAGUUUGGCUGCAGUGGGAGCGUCUGCUCAAUCAGCGGUGUUCUCGAAAUAUGGUGAGACAGAGCUGGAGUGGAUGAAGACUUGCACUAUGUUUGGGAAGUUCUGCAACCAAAUCGGGGAAGGCGUCGCCACCUCACUACUCAUGACCCUCUCCACACUCAUCCUCUCUGCUGUCUCCGCUUUUAGCCUCUUUCGAUUGUAUGGAGGAGACAGUAAAGGAAAGGAAAGUGGAGGAUGGUAGACCAUUUCUCUCAACUCUCCCAAUUCCUACUGCUUUGCCUUGCCUUGUAUAACCAUACAUCAGCAUCUCACAUUUUCUCUUCCUUAUUGUAUUAUAUUUCCAACUGCGACCUGCCAUUCUUAAGGAUGUCAUUAGGUUUGUCGUGGAUGCAUAUUUGGGUGAAGUUAAGUUUCCAAACAACAAGGUUUUAUAGAUGAAGUUGAGGGUGUUUGGCUAA
Messenger RNA from Salvia miltiorrhiza (redroot sage), 1376 nucleotides. Its product is annotated as CASP-like protein 2B1. The record is from RefSeq and is a predicted model, not a curated record. The transcript has 3 exons. NCBI's taxonomy places the organism in Eukaryota, Viridiplantae, Streptophyta, Magnoliopsida, Lamiales, Lamiaceae. The coding region runs from base 548 to 1159 and encodes 203 amino acids.